AUCUCAAACUUGAAUUAUCAUAUCUUAUCUUCAACCUUCAAUCUUCAAUCUUCAAUAGUUUGAUUUUAUUACAUUUUUAAAAAUGGAUUCCCAAAAGAUGAGCCAUCAAGCUGGACAGGCCCACGGCCAAGCUCAGGAGAAGUUGAGCCAUCAUGCUGGCCAAGCUCAGGAGGAGUUAAGCCAUCAUGCUGGCCAAGCCCAGGAGAAGUUGAGCCAUCAUGCUGGACAGGCCCAGGGCCAAGCUCAAGAGAAAACUAGCAACUUGAUGGACAUGGCUAGCAAUGCUGCUCAAACUGCAAAAGAAACUGUUCAAGAGGCUGGUCAUCAAGUGAAGGCAUCGGCACAAGGAGCUGCUGAGGCUAUGAAGAAUGCAACUGGCUUAAACCAGAAGUGAUGCAAUUAAGCUUAAGGAACUCUAAUAAUUCAGAUUUAUUCGGUUUUUUAUUUAUUUUGGUUUCUAGGGCAUUAUGUAUAAAAUGAUACUCUAAUUUAGUUUGUUGCUCCUUAUUAGGAGUCAUGUGAAUAAUUCUUUGUUUCAACAAGAGAACUAUGAUUUAGUUCUCUUUUUAUUCAUUGAUGAAUGAAAUAUGUAUUAG
This is a messenger RNA of Lathyrus oleraceus (garden pea), 596 nucleotides long. RefSeq names its product stress-induced protein KIN2. The record is from RefSeq and is a predicted model, not a curated record. NCBI's taxonomy places the organism in Eukaryota, Viridiplantae, Streptophyta, Magnoliopsida, Fabales, Fabaceae. The transcript has 2 exons. The coding region runs from base 83 to 394 and encodes 103 amino acids.